Molecule: messenger RNA, 1615 nt
Organism: Xyrauchen texanus (razorback sucker)
Lineage: Eukaryota; Metazoa; Chordata; Actinopteri; Cypriniformes; Catostomidae
Product: eukaryotic translation initiation factor 3 subunit M-like
Exons: 11
Coding region: 104-1231 (375 amino acids)
Biological process (GO): cytoplasmic translational initiation
Cellular component (GO): eukaryotic translation initiation factor 3 complex; cytoplasm
Molecular function (GO): translation initiation factor activity
Source: RefSeq, a predicted model, not a curated record
GGAAGUAUGUCAACAUCACCGGCAACUGUGCGUGCUCUCUUCCAGGCUCUAAAGCCAGGCUGCGAGCGUGGAUUUACAUCUGUGCUCUUAAAUUAAAACAAACAUGAGCGUCCCGGCGUUUAUCGACGUAACAGAGGAGGACCAGGCCUUGGAGCUCAGAUCCUAUUUGAAAUCUAAAGGAGCUGAGAUCUCAGAAGAGAAUUCAGAAGGAGGUCUGCACAUUGAUCUGGCACAGAUCAUUGAAGAAUGUGACGUCUGUCUCAAAGACGAUGACAAAGAUGUUGAGAGUGUGAUGAACAGCAUUGUGUCCCUGUUGCUGAUUCUGGAGACGGAGAAGCAGGAGGCUCUCAUUGAGAGUUUAUGUGAGAAGCUGGUGAAGUUUCGUGAGGGUGAGCGCCCCUCACUCAGGAUGCAGCUCUUGAGCAACCUGUUCCACGGUAUGGAUGAGAACGCACCAGUGAGGUACACAGUCUACUGCAGUCUGAUUAAGGUGGCAGUCACCUGUAAUGCCAUUGCAUUCAUGCCUACGGACCUCGAUCAGGUACGCAAGUGGAUCACAGACUGGAAUCUGAACACAGAGAAGAAACACACUCUACUCAGGCUGGUGUAUGAGGCGCUAGUCGACUGCAAGAAGAGUGAGGCUGCAGCCAAGGUAAUGGUGGAGUUACUGGGCAGUUAUACAGAAGACAAUGCAUCACAAGCCAGAGUGGAUGCACACAGGUGCAUCGUCCGGGAACUGAAAGACCCAAACACCUUUCUGUUUGACCAUCUCCUGGCUUUAAAACCAGUCCGUUUCCUGGAGGGAGAGCUCAUCCAUGUCCUCCUGACCAUCUUUGUUAGUGCAAAGCUUGCUGCAUAUGUCAAAUUCUAUCAGAGUAACAAAGAUUUCAUUGAGUCUCUCGGUUUAGAUCAUGAGCAGAACAUGGCCAAAAUGAGGCUGUUGACGUUCAUGGGCAUGGCGGUGGAGAUGAAGGAAAUCUCUUUUGACACCAUGCAGCAGGAGCUACAGAUCGAUGCUGAUGAUGUGGAGCCCUUCGUCAUUGAUGCUGUUCGGACCAAAAUGGUGUAUUGCAAGAUUGACCAGACACAGCGGAAGGUUGUAGUGAGUCACAGCACACAUCGCACCUUUGGUAAACAGCAGUGGCAACAGCUGUAUGACACACUGAGCUCCUGGAAACAGAAUCUGGUCACCGUAAAGAGCAGCCUGCAGACACUCUCUCCCACUGCCUGACACCGCAGCGUCUGAUCCAGUUUUAUAUAAAUACAAUAAAAGACUAAUAAAGACCAUCUUUUAUUUUGCAGUUGUUUUUUAUACUGUUCAUGCUUCACUGUUGGCAGCAUUAUGUAAAGGAUAAAGUGAUCAGGGUAUCGACUCACUCUGAAGGGUUUAUUUUCAUAAAUGUCCAGCUGACUACUUUUUUCUGCUUAUUACAUAGCUAGUUAGCUAAAAUAAAUGGACAUGAAAUAUUGAUUUGAGUAUAAGAAUUAGACAUGAAACUAGCAAGGUUAUGUGGAGAAAUUGGUUGUUUGGGAAAAGGGUUCACCCCAAAAAAUGUACUAACCCUAAUGUUGUUCCAAACCUGUACGGCUUUCGUCCAUGGAAUAUAAUACGAGA